AGAGAACUGCAGCGGAUCCGGAUCAACGCUAGAGAACUGAUCCGGAUCAACGCUAGAGAACUGAUCCGGAUCAACGAGAGAGCUGAUCCGGAUCAACGAGAGAACUGAUCCGGAUCAACGCUAGAGAACUGAUCCGGAUCAACGAGAGAACUGAUCCGGAUCAACGCUAGAGAACUGAUCCGGAUCAACGAGAGAACUGAUCCGGAUCAACGAGAGAACUGAUCCGGAUCAACGAGAGAACUGAUCCGGAUCAACCCGAGAACCUGCACCUGAUCCGCACAGACAGAGACCUUCAUCAUCUCCUGCAGAGAGAGUCUUCCUCACCGGUGAUGUGAAGCGUCCGGGACGACCUCGUGUGUUUCACUGAUUCUGUGACGUCGUCAGAAUCGAACCCGCGAGCUGGAUCCAACAUGGCCGCUCCAGUUGCUCUGUGUGUGUGUGUCCUGCUGCUGCUUCCUGCUGCGACCGCUCUUCAGUCUGAGGACAUCGAGUGUGCCUUCACCGACAACCUGCAGGGGGCGGGGCCUCACAAUGGACCAGCCCAUGAGCUGCGAGGAGUGGUACGAGAGAACGGCACGGUCCGCUGCAGCCGCGGCUCGCGCUGCUAUGGAUUGUGGGAAAAACAAGCAGACAGCGAGAUGCACCUGGUGAAUCAAGGUUGUUGGGCCGGUGACCAGCAGGAGUGUCAUGGUGACCGUUGCCUGGUAACAGCCACGCCCUCUCAGAUCCAGAACGGCAGCUACCGUUUCUGCUGCUGCAGCCGCGACCUUUGCAACGCCAACUUCACCGAGGCCCCGCCCACUGCUGACACCCCCGCCCUGAGACUGAUGAAGAGUGGUGACAGACAGACAGAUCAGCAGCCGCUGACGCGAGAGGAGACAGCGCUUGUCGCUCUGGUAACCGUUGCCAUAGCAGCCAUUCUCAUCAUGGCACUGUUCCUGGGAUACCGGAUGAUGAGAGGGAAACAGAAGCACGCCCUGGCGGCGCUCGACGCGCUGGAGGCGGCGAACGCUGAGUCUGUGGAUCUGGUCAAUCUGAAACUGCUGCAGCUGAUUGGUCGAGGUCGUUACGGCGUGGUGUUUCGUGGAAGUCUUAACGAGCGCUGCGUGGCCGUGAAAGUCUUCAGCUCGGCCAACCGGCAGAACUUUGCUAACGAGUGCUCCAUCUACUGCCUGCCUCUGCUGCAGCCGCACGACAACAUCAGCCGCUUCCUGUCGGCCGACGAGAGGACGAGCGCCGACGGGACGCCGGAGUUCCUGAUCGUCAUGGAGUUCUAUCCUCACGUAAGAGUUACACGUGGAUGCUAACUUUAGCUUCACGCUCACUAGCUCUGCUCGUUCGUUGGAGCCUGAUGAAUUGUCUUUACUUCUUCAGUGAUUGUAAACACAACACCAGAAUGAGACAUUAGAGACUUUAAUGUUUCUGCAAAUGUAUAACCAACUACUGAUCAACUUUAAGAGAGACCAUGUUAUUACUGUAACCACUGCAGAUCAUUAAGGUGUUUUCAUAUUAUCGCUGUAGUGACGUGAGCAGCCUGUAGGAGGCGCUAACUGCUGUUUGCACAGCUCGGCCUCGGUCACGUCCACGUCUCUGACUCCAUUAGUCUUGUUAUUGUUCAGGAAGAAGAGACGACGCCUACUGCUUCCUGUCUGGAGACAAACACACACACACACAUUCACACACACACACUCUCACAAAAACACACACACUCACACACUCACAUUCACACACACACU
This is a messenger RNA of Limanda limanda (common dab), 1736 nucleotides long. RefSeq names its product bone morphogenetic protein receptor type-2-like. The record is from RefSeq and is a predicted model, not a curated record. Gene Ontology annotation, cellular component: signaling receptor complex; plasma membrane. Gene Ontology annotation, molecular function: ATP binding; transforming growth factor beta receptor activity. Lineage: Eukaryota; Metazoa; Chordata; Actinopteri; Pleuronectiformes; Pleuronectidae. Bases 411 to 1307 code for a protein of 298 amino acids. The transcript has 7 exons. Gene Ontology annotation, biological process: BMP signaling pathway; vasculature development; cellular response to growth factor stimulus.